AUGACAUCCAAAAGAGUGUAUGAGUUUGAUAAUGAAGCAUAUGUAUUAGAGUUGCAAAGGCUAUUUAUUGAAGACCAAGAUGAUCCAGUUGGGGAGGUCUUAGAUGAAGCAAAUGAUACAGACUCUUCUGAACACAUAGAAGAAAGAGAUGGAAGUUCUGAUAGUGAACAAAACGAUUCGGACGGAAGUAUAGCGUCAGAUAACGAAAAUGAAAAUUGUUAUAUAGCUCUCAGAAAGAAAAAUGGAAAAAUUACCGACAAUUACGUUUGGGAAAAGACACCUUACAACAGAAGAAGAAGGUUAGAGAAGCAAAAUAUUCUUGUGCGCCUACCAGGAGUUAUUGGUAAUGCUCGUCAAGCAAGGGGAUGCCUUGAAAUAUGGCAAUUUCUAUUCGAUGACACCAUUCUGAACUUGAUAGUGACCUAUACCAAUCAGCAUAAAAUGAGUGUACAAGUAAAUUUCAGCAGAGAUAGAGACGCCCGUACUACUGAUCUCACUGAAAUCAAAUCAUUCAUAGGGCUGCUAUAUUUGGUUGGACUGUAUAAAGGCGGUCGAUUGAAUUCAGAGGAGCUGUGGGAUACAGAAGGAAACGGUGUCGAAAUUUUUAGAUUGACUAUGGGAUUGAAGCGCUUCAGGUUUCUAUUUCGUUCUAUUAGGUUCGAUAAUCGAGAGACCAGAGAUGAGAGAAAAAAUAAUGAUCGUUUAGCUUCUAUAAGAGAAAUAUGCGAAAUGUUCGUAACCAACAGUACAAAGUGUUAUUCACUAAGAGCCAAUGUGACAAUUGAUGAAAAGCUUGAAGCUUUUUGCCGUAAAUGCAACUUCAUUCAAUAUAUACCAUCAAGGCCGGCCAAGUGUGGUAUUGAGAUUUUUGCCUUCGUUGACGCCAAAACAUAUUAUACUAGUAAUAUGGAAAUUUAUGCCGGACUACAACCAGAUGGAUCAUAUUCCAUGAGCAAUAAAAGCAUUGAUGUGGUGAAAAGGAUGAUAUCACCCAUAUACAACACUGGAGGAAACGUGACUAUGGAUAAUAGAUUCUGCGAUGUUUCACUUCUGCAAGAUUUAUCUACAAACCAUAAGUUGUUCAUAAUAGGAACACUGAAGAAGAACAAAUGGCAAAUUCCAAACCAGUUGAAAAUCCUGAAAUACCGUUCUAUACCAUUCAGUAUGUUUGGUUUCAGAAAGGAAGGAACAAUAGUAUCCUACGUUCCUAAGAAAAACGAACAUGUUGUACUCAUCUCAAGUUUACAUUUCGAUGAUAAAAUUGAUGAAUCUACCGGAGAUAAAAUGAAACCUGAGAUCAUUCCGUUUUAUAAUGUAACUAAAGCAGGAGUCGACGUGGUAGAUAAAUUGUGUUCCUCAUACAAUGUAGCACGGAACACUGGUUAUAUUCUUUAG
This is a messenger RNA of Leptinotarsa decemlineata (Colorado potato beetle), 1395 nucleotides long. RefSeq names its product piggyBac transposable element-derived protein 4-like. The record is from RefSeq and is a predicted model, not a curated record. NCBI's taxonomy places the organism in Eukaryota, Metazoa, Arthropoda, Insecta, Coleoptera, Chrysomelidae.